Molecule: messenger RNA, 1719 nt
Organism: Coffea arabica (coffee)
Lineage: Eukaryota; Viridiplantae; Streptophyta; Magnoliopsida; Gentianales; Rubiaceae
Biological process (GO): spliceosomal snRNP assembly
Cellular component (GO): SMN complex
Molecular function (GO): protein binding; RNA binding
Source: RefSeq, a predicted model, not a curated record
UUUGCGCCCAGCCCUACAUCUAGUUAUGUAGUGUGAAUUUUUAGAGUAUUUUUUUUCUUUUUAUUUUUUCCCUUUUCUUUCACAAAUAAAACUUGAUCUGAUUAGGAGGUGUAAAUCCAAUCACAACUUAAUUGAAUUAUCCUCUGAUUAGGGUUUCUUCCUGUUUUAAUUUGCCACCAAUCGUUGUUAUACUGACGAAUCAUGUACGCCAGUAUACGUAUAGCUGAUUUUGCUGUGUAUGAUAAAAAAAUCAAAAUCUAAAAGGUAGAAAAAACUUUUUUUUUUGGGGUUUAAUUUGCGGAGGCAAUUGUGGGUUUUUUAGGGGUCAAUUGUCACUGUAUUAAGAGUGGGGAAAAAAGAGGUGGUAUUACAAGUGAUUGCUGUGGUGGUAUUACAAGUGAUUGAUUUGGGAUCAGGGAAUUUGUGUGAUUUUCUGGUUAAAUAAUUUGGACUUUAGAUUUUUUUUGAAUUUGAAAAAGAUACACUUUUACAGAAAAAAGUUAUAAUUUUCUUUCAUUUUUUUUUUCUUUUUCGCUGGAUCGGUUAAGUAAUGGAUAAGAAAAAGGGUGCUGCUCCCCUUGUUUGCCAUGGUCAUUCUCGUCCGGUUGUGGAUUUGUUUUACAGCCCAAUUACUCCAGAUGGGUUCUUCCUCAUUAGUGCGAGCAAGGAUUCCAAUCCAAUGUUGAGAAAUGGAGAGACUGGUGAUUGGAUUGGAACCUUUCAAGGGCAUAAAGGUGCAGUUUGGAGUUGUUGUUUGGAUAAACCUGCUCUACGUGCUGCAUCUGCAUCUGCUGAUUUCAGUGCGAAACUAUGGGAUGCAUUAAGUGGGGAUGAAUUGCAUUCAUUUGAGCACAAACACAUAGUUCGGGCAUGCUCCUUUUCAGAGGAUACACACCUACUACUCACUGGUGGUUUUGAAAAGAUUCUUCGAAUAUAUGACUUAAACCAACCAGAUGCACCACCAAGGGAAGUUCAUGAUUCUCCUGGUUCAGUUAGAACUCUUGCAUGGCUUCAUAGCGACCAAAGUAUAUUAAGUUCAUGCACGGAUAUCGGUGGUGUGAGGUUAUGGGAUGUCAGAAGUGGAAAAAUUGUCAGAACACUCGAGACCAAGUCAGCUGUAACUAGUACUGAAGUGAGUCAUGAUGGCCGCUAUAUAACAACAGUCGAUGGUUCCACUGUUAAGUUUUGGGAUGCAAAUCACUUUGGAUUGGUGAGGAGUUAUGACAUGCCUUGCAAUAUGGAAUCAGCUUCCUUGGAACCCAGAUUUGGGAAUAAGUUUGUUGCUGGAGGUGAAGACAUGUGGGUUCAUGUCUUUGAUUUUCACACUGGUGCAGAAAUUGCCUGCAAUAAGGGUCAUCAUGGUCCUGUGCACUGUGUCCGGUUCUCUCCAGGGGGUGAAUCUUAUGCUUCUGGCUCUGAAGAUGGGACUAUUAGAAUAUGGCAGAUAUUGAAUCAAAACGAGGAGGAGACAAAUUUGGCAAAUGGACCCAGUGACAAGGUGAAGGAUGAUGCGGCCGAAGAUGUAGCCGAAAUGGUUGAGGGGAUCAAUCUUACCGAAGUAAAGGAGCCUGCUGAAGGAGUGGAGAAAGGCGUCUGACUAUACUCUACAGUACAAGUGUCUUUUGUCUUAAGGUGUUACCUGAUAGGCUAGUUGUGUAUGCCUUGGAUAUUUAUAUAUUAUCGGGCUUUUUUUCAGAAAAAAUAAAAAUAUGUUUUGAA